AUGCCUCCAAAGCGCAAAGCACCUCUCGAAGCGACUGAAUCCGAGCGACCCCUCACUAGAUUUCGAACACGUUCAGCUGAUCUCGCGUCGUCUACAGAACUUCCAGCGCCCCGUCGCACUCGAGCCCGUGGUCCUGCCUCUCCCAUUCUAGAAGUAUCGGAACCAGCAGUGAAGCGCCGGAGAGCUGGAGCGCGAAAAGCUGAAUCCAACAACAUCACUGGCGAAAUAUCUCAGAAAGACGAAUCUAGCCAUCCUGACGAGACUCCAGACGUGGUGCCUGUGCGUCGUGGCCGACCCAGAAAACCGUCUACCUCCGAAGGAGUCCCAAAGACUAAACCCGCUCGUCCCACCCGAAUAAUACGAUCGAAGGCUCAAGAACACUCACAGCAUGAGGACGAACAUGAGUCGAACGAUAAAGUGGUCCAGGCCCCGACGCGUCGCGGGCGACCUCGCAAAGCUGCCUCUUCUGUACCUCAGAGCUCCAAGCCUGUGAUGGUCAACACUGUAGCACCUGAGCCUCACGAGGUAAGAUCAAAUGAAUACGCGACUCAGUCUCUCGUACCCGUGCGCCGAGGCCGACCCCGCAAAGCCGCCACUCUUGCGUCUCAGAACUCCAAACCCUCGAAGAAGCUGAAACCAGAUAUCAUUCCUUUGGAACCUGAUGAAUCACACUCAGACACGGAGGAACAUGAACAGUCUAAGGGUUUAGAGGAACCCUCUACGGCCCUUCAACCUUCUUCGAAAGUUGUGGACGAGCAGAUAGCAGAAGCAUCCUCACCCGCCAUCUACACCUCCGCCAACUAG
Molecule: messenger RNA, 804 nt
Organism: Heterobasidion irregulare TC 32-1
Lineage: Eukaryota; Fungi; Basidiomycota; Agaricomycetes; Russulales; Bondarzewiaceae
Exons: 3
Coding region: 1-804 (267 amino acids)
Source: RefSeq, a predicted model, not a curated record